Molecule: messenger RNA, 1179 nt
Organism: Durusdinium trenchii
Lineage: Eukaryota; Dinophyceae; Suessiales; Symbiodiniaceae
Source: the annotation of a GenBank genome assembly
AUGUUCACCAUGCCGGAGCUUGAUUUUGAUGAGAUGCUGGCAUCUCUAGCAGCCGCUGCAUCUGACGACCCUACAGAUCAUAUGCCGAUGACUUGCAGGGAAUGUGGUGAACGCUGCGGCAAUCGUAUGGAAUCUUGGCUUCACACCCAUUCGACCGGGCAUCGGCAGUUCACCUCCACGCCCGAUGCGCACGAGCAGCUGCCCUGUGUGUGUUGCAGUUGUGGGCAUCGAUGCUUGAACCGUUCCGCCGCUGUGGAACAUGGUAAAACAACAGGUCACCACCAAUUUCGAGUUCAGGGACGACAUUGCGAGCACUGUGCUGGUUUCGCAGCAGCCUGCAGUUGCUCCCAGGGCUGCCCCAGACCACCGGGAGCUGAGUGUGAGGCACGCAGCAGGGGAAGUAGCAGUAACCACUGCGAGCACUGUGCGGGACGUUUGGGGGCUUGUGCGUGCAGUGAGUGUCCUCGAAAGCCAAGCAGCCUAUGUUUUGACAUGAGGGGCGCAAUGGGUGCGAAAGGAGAAGGCCGCCAUUCAGGGCACAGGUUCGAUGGUGACCAAUGUGAGGUUUGUCGGGAGUGUGGACGCUGCACCUAUCGCAUCACUGGGCGUACCAGUUGCAUCAACGAUCGAGGACGUGGACCACGUGAGCGGCCUCCCAUCUGUGGCUGCGGGAGCGGCCCUUCAGUGUGCUCCCGUUGUGGGGUUGGCCCAUGUUGUCGCGCCCGCCGUUGCCAGCCACCCGAGGCUCCUGUUCUGCGGCCAUCUCCUGUUCCCCCUGCUCCCCGGCCAGUCUUGCGGCGCGAGAAUUCCUCGCGCCAACGUGGGGGGAACGUGCCGGAGAAUCAACUAGAUGAAGAUAUAGAGCUUGCCCAAGCGAUAGCUCGAUCAUUAGAAGAAGCUCUGCCUGCAGCACCAAAACCAAGCCCACAACCCCAUCAAUCUGGAGAUAGAGCCAGAAGAGAACAAGAAGAACUGGACAUGGCGAUUGCUCUCUCUCAUUAUCGGAGGCCUAUGGGCCAUCCCCAGCCCCACCAGCUGCACCAGCUGCACCAGCUGCACCAGCAGCCCCAGCCCCACCAGCUGCACCGGCUGCACCAGCUGCACCAGCUCCUCCAUCUGCACCGGUGGCCAAGGCAAAGGCACCAUCUGCGCCAGCUGCAACUCCAGCUUUCGAGGUGA